UAUUAAUCAUUUUCUCGUUGGCACUGAUUAGAAUUUUAGAGCUUCAUAUCUAACCUUCAGAAUAAUCGACAGUGAACUUUGUGAUUCGAUGCGCUUAGCGUUUUUUCCCUCUUCCCGCAAUUGCAUUCCCGCGAAGAAACUGCUCUUCACAGCUCGACGAGCUCUAUCAGUAGGAACCACCACACAGAACCCUAAUCUCUUCUCUCUUCUACACCAAUCCCCAAACCUCAACCAUCUCCGCCACCUCCACGCUCACCUCCUCCGCACCUCCGACUACUCCAACGUAGUCCUCAGCUCCAAGCUCGUCCUCGCUUACUCAAACCUAAACCAUCUCCCCUCCACCUCCCUCGCCGUCUUCUGGCACAUGCCGCACCGCAACAUCUUCUCGUGGAACAUAAUCAUCGGCGAGUUCGCAAGAUCGGGCUCUCCCUCGGAAUCGAUCGGUUUGUUUCUUCGCAUGUGGCGCGAGUCCGGCGUCAGGCCCGACGAUUUCACGCUCCCUCUCGUCCUGCGAGCUUGCUCCGCCUCUCGGGAGGCGAGGCUCGGGGGUUUGGUUCAUGUCCUGAGCUUGAAAUUAGGGUUUGGAGUGAGUUUGUUCGUUGGUUCGGGUUUAGUGAAUUUGUAUGUCGAUAUCGGAGAAAUGUGUUAUGCGCGUAAGGUGUUCGAUGAAAUGCUUGUGAGAGACUCUGUUCUUUACACGGCUAUGUUUGGCGGUUAUGUUCAGCGAGGGGAAGGUGUGUUGGGUUUGGCUCUGUUCAGAGAGAUGAUGUGUUGUGGGUUUUCGUUAGACUCGGUUGUGAUGGUGAGUUUAGUCACGGCGUGUGGGCAGCUUGGGGCGUUGGAGCAAGGGAAGAGCGUGCAUGGGUGGUGUAUCAGGAGAUGCUCUUGCUUGGGUUUGAAUCUCGGCAAUGCUGUUGUCGAUAUGUAUGUGAAGUGCUCGAAGCUGGUUUACGCGCAUAGGGUUUUCGUCGAGAUGCCGAGGCGAGACGUGAUCUCUUGGAGCUCGCUUGUUUUGGGUUAUGGGUUGGAUGGGGACGUUUUCAUGUCGGUAAAACUGUUUGAGGAGAUGCUCGAGGAAGGGAUCGAGCCCAACGCUGUUACUUUUCUUGGUGUUUUGUCGGCAUGCGCACAUGGUGGUCUUGUGGACAAGUCUUGGCUGUAUUUCAGACAGAUGCAGGAGUAUAAGAUAGUUCCCGAGUUGAAACACUAUGCUAGUAUGGCGGAUUGUAUGGCUAGAGCAGGUCUUUUGGAGGAAGCAGAGAGGUUUAUGGAAGAGAUGCCGGUGGAGGCUGAUGAGGCUGUUAUGGGUGCGGUGUUGAGUGGGUGCAAGGUGUAUGGGAAUGUACAAGUAGGGGAGAGAGUGGCGAGGAAGCUGAUUCAACUUAAGCCGGGGAAAGCUGGAUAUUAUGUGACGUUGGCUGGUCUAUAUACAGGUGCAGGUCGGUUUGUCGAAGCUGAGAACCUGAGGCAGUGGAUGAAGGAUAAGCAGAUUUCUAAGGUUCCCGGAUGUAGCUCAAUUUAAAGAUGGAUACAGGUUUCUAAGUUUUGUUUCCUGGGAUUUUUAUGUGAAAAAGAUCACCAGAAGAGGUGUUAUGCAUACGGCAAAAGUGCAUUUGCGUUUAUGCAGAUUGGUAUGAUCCAACAGUCAAGUUGAUGAAACUAUAGCUAGACUUUUGAUGAGGAGGCUCAGAUAAAGAACUGAAAUCAAGGAGAAAAGUAUUGACAAGUUCGUGAAAACUCUAGACAUUCUCACAGAAAUAAAGCAACGUAGUCAGUGGUAGAGCUUUUUCUUUUCUAAAGGAGAACACUGUAAUUAAAUUAAAUUGUUUAUUAGUAUGAUAUAUCAUUAAUUUAAAUUUUUAAA
Molecule: messenger RNA, 1864 nt
Organism: Raphanus sativus (radish)
Lineage: Eukaryota; Viridiplantae; Streptophyta; Magnoliopsida; Brassicales; Brassicaceae
Product: pentatricopeptide repeat-containing protein At4g14170
Exons: 1
Coding region: 89-1522 (477 amino acids)
Biological process (GO): RNA modification
Molecular function (GO): protein binding; RNA binding
Source: RefSeq, a predicted model, not a curated record